UUACUGCUUAGUAAGUUAGUCUUUGAUGCAUCGUUCAACAAUUAUAAACUGUGUAUAAAAACAUGCUUGCCUAGUUUGAAAUAGUAAAUAUUAAGGUUUCUUAUGAAGUAGGAAAUUGUUAUUAUAGUCAAAAGGGAGCAAUGCCGAAAGUACGCCGAAGUCGGAAACCUCCCCCAGAAGGUUGGGAACUUAUUGAACCAACAUUGGAGGAAUUGGAGCAAAAAAUGCGAGAAGCGGAAACUGAACCACAUGAAGGAAAACGGAAACAAGAAUCACUUUGGCCUAUAUUCAAGAUACAUCAUCAAAAAUCUCGAUACAUCUAUGACUUGUUCUACAGAAGAAAAGCUAUUAGCAGAGAGCUUUAUCAAUACUGUUUAAAUGAGAAGAUUGCAGAUGCCAAUCUGAUUGCAAAAUGGAAGAAGACGGGCUAUGAAAAUCUUUGCUGUUUGAGAUGCAUUCAGACUAGAGAUACAAAUUUUGCAACUAACUGUAUAUGUAGGGUACCCAAAAGCAAACUAGAAGAAGGUAGGAUAGUUGAAUGUGUUCAUUGUGGUUGUAGAGGAUGUUCUGGGUAGUAACUGAGGUACCAUAAUUAGGACAAAUCUUUUUUAUGAAUAUUUGACACCAUGCAUGUCAUUUUAAAGUAUAUGAUUUGUGAGCUUACAAACACAUUGUGGCUAAGGGUAAAACUUCAGAUAGUUUUCUUUUUGGGAGAACUAUUUUAAAGGUAAAUCAACAAAAAUGUACUAUUUUGUUAAUGUCAUGGUUCAAAUGUAAAAUUGGUAACUGGAUUCUUUAAUAAACUUAUUUUAAAGUA
Messenger RNA from Pieris napi, 817 nucleotides. RefSeq names its product protein BUD31 homolog (gene l(1)10Bb). The record is from RefSeq and is a predicted model, not a curated record. NCBI's taxonomy places the organism in Eukaryota, Metazoa, Arthropoda, Insecta, Lepidoptera, Pieridae. Gene Ontology annotation, biological process: mRNA splicing, via spliceosome. Bases 141 to 575 code for a protein of 144 amino acids. Gene Ontology annotation, cellular component: spliceosomal complex; nucleus. The transcript has 2 exons.